AUGGCUGAUUUUGAUACAAUAUACCAAGAAGAAGAUGAUGCUGGCGGGCCACUGGAAGAAUUUCUUAUUACCGUACCAGACCCAGUAAUAAUCCGAGGUGCAGGAAAUGUCACAAUCUUUGGCCUUAGCAACAGAUUUGAUACAGAAUUCCCUUCAUCACUUUCAGCCAAGGUGGCUCCUGAAGAAUUUAAAGCCACAAUGUUUCGUAUCAACAGUGUUCUUAGAAAAGCUCUGCCUGUUAAUGUCAAGUGGCUGUUUUGUGGGUGUGUUUGCUGCUGCUGUACCCUGGGCUGCUCCCUUUGGCCAGUUGUUUGUUUAAGUAAACGGACAAGGCAUUCCAUAGAGAAAGUGAUAGAAUGGGAAAAUAGUCAUUUAUAUCGUAAGCUUGGCUUGCAUUGGCGGUUAAGUAAACAGCGCUGUGAUUCUAGUAGUAUGAUGGAAUAUGUGCUGAUGAUAGAAUUUAUUCCAAAAAUUCCAAUAUUUCGACCUGACUGA
This is a messenger RNA of Acanthosepion pharaonis, 495 nucleotides long. NCBI's taxonomy places the organism in Eukaryota, Metazoa, Mollusca, Cephalopoda, Sepiida, Sepiidae. The record is from the annotation of a GenBank genome assembly.